UAUAUAUAUAUAUUUGAAAAAAAGCUAUCAAAUUCAUCGAAUCGUAGGUAUGCGAUACAUAUAUUAUAAAAAAAGAAACAAAAAUUAUUCAUCCGUGCCAAAGAAUUCUUAUGAAUCAGUUCUUUAUACAAAAAAAUAAUAUUUUGCAUGUAUUAUUUUAAUUAUUGCGUUGGAUCAUGGAUACGAAACCAAAAAGAACAUUUUUAAUCAUUUUUUUAUUAAUUCUUACACUUGAAUUUUUAAACUUCGGUUUUACAUGUGUAUCAGCUUUUGCGAAUGAAUGAAAGAAGCAAAAAAAAUGAUAAUAAGCUGAUCAAAUCAUUUUAUGCUAUUAUCGUAUUAUAUUAUGUUAUAUAAAUUAUAUUGUAUUAAAUACUAUUAUUAUUAUAUUAUAUUAUAUACAGUAUGUGGCAAAACAAAUAGCACUGAAUGCUGUGUAUAUCUGAUACACAUACUCGUUACGGUCAUGGUUGUGUCAGGGAUGCAUUGUACAUUAAAUACCAUUUGUUUUGCUGUAUAUUGUAUUAAAACUGCAUUGAGUAUUAAUGCAAUGAGCAUCAUUGGUAUGAAGAAAUUUAUUUGAUUUUUUAGUAGAAGAGGAGAAUACAAAGAAUAAGUAAUAUAAUGUUUUCAAGAUAUAUAUUAAAGAAAGCAAGUAACAAUCUUGCUUUUUGGUAUUUAUAUAUCAUGUCAAUUAUCCACACACAUCAUACUUGUGAAUUGUGAUUUGAGUAAAUUUUUGUAUAUAGAAAAUAUAUAUAUAAUAAUAAUAUUAAUUAUAAUAAUAAUGAUAAUAAGCGGCCCGCACGAACGGUAGGAUAGUUUUAUACCGUGACGUAAAUCAACCCUUAAAAUUUAUAUUUUAAUAAUCAAUUUGCAUAUUUGUGAGUUUCUCGCAUAGCGUUGGCUUUGUGUCACAAGGUCCUUGUAAAGUUGUAACGUUUUAGCAUAAUUAAUUAGCUGAAUUUUUAUGCAUUUGUCUCUGUGUUGAAAAAAAAAUUGUAAUGAUAAUAAUCAUCAUUUUUGUACAUAUUAUUAUAUGUACACACACAUACAUACACGUGUACUAAAUCUAUAUAUAUAUAAAUAAGGGUUCAAAUGAUAGAAUGUGAAAGUAUGAAAAUUCGUAAAUCUUCGAAGAUUCUAUCUCAUAUGCCCUUCCCUUUAAAAUUAAAACAAAAAAAAUAAUAAUUAAGCUUGCUUACAAAGCAAAUAAAAAAAAUAAUUAAAACAUUAGUUAAUUUUUCUAUAUCUUCUUCACACACACACACAUAUAUAUAUAAAUAUAAAGUAUACACCAUGUGAUAAUAAAAAUGAUUACGCGUCUAUCUAUCUAUUAUUAUACACAUAUUAUAUACAAAAUCGUUAUACUAUAUUUUCGACGCGUAUUACAUAGUUUGUAAUCAAGAUUAUUUUAAAUCUAACAAUAAGUGCGAGACUGCUGUUAUGGUAUUUUAUAGUCUAGUAAAGGCUUAAGUUUAUAUAUAUAUACUGAGAAAGAGAAAGAAAGAAAGAGAAUCAUGUAUGAUAAAAAAGUUUGUUCAAAAAACAUAUAUAUAUAUUAAAAAAAGAAAGAAAUCUGAUCUACGAAAAUGCUAUGCGAAAAUAAAGAGAAAUAUGUUAAUAAUCUAAUUUUAAGUUAAUGCAUUUUAAUCUUAUGGAAAUCUUAACAAAAAAAUUGUAUCGCAUAUGCUUUGGAAUCAAAAAAAAAAGAAAUGGGAAAGCUUGCAAUGAAUUUUGAAAUAUACUGUUAAAUGUUUAAAUCACGUUCGUCAUAGAAAAAAAAAAAACAUUUAUAUCGCAGUUGCAUUCUAAAAGACCAAUGUAAGAGAAAAUACUAUCGCGUUUUCUUAACGUUAGUUUUCACGUUAAGCUUUCACAUAAUAUAAACACAUACGUACACACAUAUAUAUAUAUAUAUAUAUUUUCGAGGUAAUAAAAGUGGUCAAGAUAUAUUUACAUCUUACCAGCAUUUUUUGCACUUUAAAUAUUCCUUUAGAGGGAUUAUAUAUAUAUAUAUAUAUAUAUAUGAGCAGAUCUGGCAAUCAAUAUGAUGCUUAAUUGUAUUUCCAAAUAGACAAUGACGAAGAUAAGAAAAAGAAGAAAAUGGAGAACAAAGUCUUUGAUGCAUUUUCUUCAUUAAUCACAUUGAUGAUGAUUAUUAAAUCUCUGAUAAAUAAAUAAACGAAAAUAUGAGUUUUAACAGAUGUGAUUUAAAGCGAGCGACGAGUAACUGGGGACCAGAAUGAGUACUCUAAUUUACUCGAAAAUCAUUUGAGAGGGUUCAAGCGUUAAAUAUCUUCUACUAAAAGUAGAUUUUAUAAACGAAAACUUCUUACAAUAAUUCUUGCCCUGCAUUUUUAAAAAAGAAAAUCACAUCAAAGAGCAAAAUACGAGUUUCUCAAACUGUCCCUAUUGAAUUCCACUGAAUUAACGUGGAAUAUCUAAUGUUGAAAUAGCACUUAGGAAUCGUGUGUAAAUACGAAUGUAAUUUAAAGAAAUUUCGAGGGCCGACGGUAUAAUAUUUAUUACAAAACAAUAGUAAUUGUGAUUGUGUUUAUUUAUUAAUUAUCGCUUAAGUCUGUUGUUCUGUGCGGAACUCUGUAACGUUGGACGGAUUUAAAAAAAAAAAAAUGAAAAAAAGGAGGCAUUGAAUUUGUAAAUAAAAAAUUCUUCCUAUGAGACUAAGAUAAUCUUUUUUAAAGUUAAUUUUUAUAUUCAUUCAAAUUCAAAUUCAAAUAUUGUCCCGCCAAAUAUGACGAUCGAACCUGGCCGCAUAUCGAAAACGAAAAAUCGUCGUACGUUCGAACGAAUGCCUUGAUAAUACUUAUCUUGUAAUUAUAAUAACGCCAAUUAUCUAUAAAUAAUUUAAUAAUACUUGUAUCUGUGUGGGAGUGCAAUAAAAUUUAAUUUUGUCUGCACUUUAUUUCAAAUUUAAAUAUCCCGCUAAAUGUGGCGAUCUAAUAUGGCCACCGAUUGAACGAAAAUUUAUCGUACGUUCGAACGAAUGCAUUGAAAAUUUUAAUUUUGUAAUUAUAAUAACGCCAAUUAUCUAUAAAUAAUUAAAUAAUAUUGAAAUUUGUUAAAAGAGUAAUUAAUUAACAUGAAUGUUAUACGCAACGAUACUGCGGCUCCUGUGAGAGGAAAAGUUAGAGGAAGAGGACGAGGAAAAGUAGGAGGAGAAAUGAUAACCAAUGUUUUACCUAAAUAUCGCUUUGAUUUUGGAAUUAGAAAACCAUUGGUCGAACUAUGCCCCACAAAUUCAAAUACUGUAAGAACGAAUGUGCAUCGAAAUUUAAAAAGUGCAUCCACAUCUUCAUUUCUUCCAAGUUCAACUCGUAGAGGAAGUGCAGGAUCAAAUACUACAAGAACGCCAGGAAGCUAUACAUCAACGGAAUCUUGUAUCAUACUCGCUGUCACAUCUGGUCGUGGAGAAGCUAGAGGAGAAGUAGGAAUAGCUGCAAUAGAUGUUCACCAUUCGCAUUUAAUUCUUUGUCAAAUGAGUGAUUAUCAAACAUACAUAAAUACUUUGACAAAGAUUUAUAUAUUUAAUCCAAUUGAGAUUUUGAUGCCAGAUACGAUGUGCAACGAAACGAAAAAUAGAAAUAAAUUGUAUUUAUCUAUCAAAGAAAAAUUUCCUAAUUUAUGUAUCACUGCGGUAUCAAGAAUUCAUUUUAAUGAAUCUGUCGGUUUGGACCGUGUAAAAACACAUUGUGCCAAAGAAUAUUCGACAGUGGAAUUAUUUUUAAAGCAAAAAUAUUACGCGUUAGCAGCAGCCUCAGCUUUGUUAAAGUAUAUCGAAUUUAUUCAGCAUAUCGUUUAUGCACCAAAAUCAAUCAGAAUUGAAUUUCAAGGUUCACCCAAUACCACAGUUAUAGACAUAGAAAGUGCACAAAGUUUAGAAUUAGUUGUGUCACAAUGUGGUCAACAAAACGCUAGCCUUUUAAGUUCAAUGGAUCAUUGCGUUACCCCAAUAGGUAGAAGACUUUUAAGAGCAUCUAUUUUACAACCUCUUUGCAAUGAAGAAAUAAUUAUAGAACGUCAAAAUAGCAUUGCUGAGUUAGUUUCUAAUCGUUUAUUAUGCAAUCUCGUUCAGCCUUUUGUAAGAAGAUUAUAUGGUGCUGAUCGUCUUCUGAGUCUUUCCAUGAUGACUUUACAAAACAAUACUGUACAAAAUGCAGAAAGAAAUUUAAAUUAUGUUCUUUUAUUAAAAAAUUCUCUUGAAAUAGUACCAGAAUUACGAGAAGCGCUUAAAAGUGGUCGUGCUUCAUUUUUUGCUAAAAUUCGAAAAAACUUGGAGAAUUCACAAUUUGAAAUAAUGAAAAAUAAAAUUUUACAAAUAAUACAUCCUGAUGCAAGAUCCCUAAUUGGAUAUACGUCAUCAAACAUGCAACGAUGUUUUGCAAUUAAGCCAGGAAUUAAUGAUUUAUUGGAUAUUGCUCGACAAACAUAUUGUGAACUCAUAAGUGAUAUGAAAAAUCUCGUAGAAAACUUAGCGAUACAAUAUAAAUUGAAUUUAUCAUUGGAAUGCAAUUCAUCCUUAGGAUUUUAUAUAUUAGCAGAAAUAUCUCGACAAAUGGAUUUCAAGCCAUCCGAUUUACCAUCGGAAUUCGUUCAAGUACAAAAAAAUAAAAACACCUAUUCUAUGACGACAAACAAAUUAUUGGUAUUAAGUCAUCAAUGUAAAAUUGCUUGUGAAGAUCUUCACAUAAUGAGCAACGCGAUUUUGAAUGAUUUACUCGUGAACAUUCGCGAACACAUUGGUUGCCUUUAUCAACUAAGCGCUGACGUUGCAGAAUUAGAUUUAGUUAUUUCUUUAGCUCAUAUAAGUUCAUCUCCUGAAUACGUAAAACCGAAAUUUGGACCAAGAUUAGAACUAAUAGAUUCGUUACAUCCUAUAAUGGCAGUAUUCGGGGUAGAACAACCUGUACCGAACGAUGUGCAUGCAUCAAUACCUUACAAUUAUCAUACAAUAAUUGGCCCAAACAUGAGUGGUAAAUCUAUUUACCUAAAACAAAUUGUUUUAUUACAUAUCAUGGCACAGAUUGGUUGCUAUGUUCCAGCAAAAAAAGCAGAAUUUCGAAUUACUGAUCGUAUAUUUUGUAGAAUAUGCUUUCGUGAUGACAUAGAAUGCAAUGCUUCAACAUUUGUUGUUGAGAUGAAAGAAGCACAAUACAUACUACAAUCAAUUACAUCUAAAUCUUUAGUGAUCUUAGACGAACUUUGCAGAGGUACAACUGUCGAAGAAGGUUCUUCUAUUACAUUGGCAAUAUGCGAACGACUUUUGAUUACCACAGCGUUUACUUUCAGCGCUACACAUUUUCGUUAUCUCACCAAAUUAGCUGAAAUAUACUACAACGUCACAAAUCAUUGCUUCAAGACUGAUACUAAAUUUACGGAAGGUUUAAACGAAGCCCGAUUAGUAUACACGCAUAAAUUAAUGGUAGGUGUAACUCCCAUAGACAAUUAUGGUAUUGCAUUAGCCGAAGUAUCAGGUCUUCCUGUUUCCAUCACUAGCAAAGCUCGAGAAUAUGCACAAAAAGAAGUUACUAAGAUGAAGAGAGACGAUUAUUUUACCGAACCAAAUUCAUGGGAGAAGACGUGUUACGAUCGUGUCGCGGCAAUGUAUAAACUCAUAGAAAAUAACGAAUUCAAUCGUAAAAAUGUCGUCGGACUUAUACACGAGCUUGAUGUUUGUUAUACUGCUGAAUUUAAAAAAAUGCAACAAGAAGAAAAAGCUUUGUGCGAAGCUUUGGAAAGUUUCGAAUCGACUCAAUUGGCUGAACCGGCUCAACCAGCUCAAUCCACUCAAUCGGCUCAUUUAAAUUGGCAUAAUAUGGAAAUGUCUUCUAAAAAUCAAUUGAACGAUACUGCAGCAACUUAUUUUGACAUGAAUACAACUGUUAGGAUGGAAACUAAUGAAACAGAAGAAGUUAACUCGAGACGAAAUUUAAAUAAACAAUUUAGAGAUCUGGUCGAUGAAAAUCAACAAAAUUCAUUUGGAACGCAAUCAUGGUUCAUUAAAGAUACCGAUUUAAAAACACUUAAUCAAAAUCCGAGCUUUGUUACCCGUUCACCACACUCGAGUCCAUUUAAAAUUAAUAAAACUAGUAAUCAAAUAACAACUAUGAUGAAUACCACUUCAAAAUUAUUUUUUACUUCGGAUGAAUUGUUAAAAAAACAGACGGAUUUAAAUACUUCUAUAAAAAGUGUACCAACACUUUUCAAAUUCGACCCUCCAAAUAUUGUCGAUAAGAAAGAUGCCGCGUCUAUGGAAACCAUGUCGGUAAUGUCACCGAUAAUUUCUUUUAGAUGUUCACAAAUUUCGCAAUUUCAUAAAAAUUCCUUAAUGGAAUCAGAAGCUGAUCUUUCUUUAACAAACGCAACGAUAUUGACAGAUUUUACAGGAAUUAAUACUAGUGACAGACAAAUAAAUAUUUUUACUAAACCCGAUAAUAACGUAUUCGAAAAAUUGGAAUUUUCUUAAUUACAAUUUAAUACAAAAUGUGUAUAUUUAUAAACAUAACA
Molecule: messenger RNA, 6528 nt
Organism: Polistes canadensis
Lineage: Eukaryota; Metazoa; Arthropoda; Insecta; Hymenoptera; Vespidae
Product: mutS protein homolog 4-like
Exons: 17
Coding region: 3104-6487 (1127 amino acids)
Biological process (GO): mismatch repair; reciprocal meiotic recombination
Cellular component (GO): nucleus
Molecular function (GO): ATP binding; ATP-dependent DNA damage sensor activity; mismatched DNA binding
Source: RefSeq, a predicted model, not a curated record